ACAAGGUAAAACAUGGGGGAUGCUGCCAUGAAAGAGUUUGGGGCAGCAGCCCCAUACUUGAGGAAGUCUGACAGGGAGCGUCUGGAGGCCCAGACCCGACCCUUUGACAUGAAAAGGGAGUGUUUCGUUCCGGAUCCUGAGGAAGAAUAUGUGAAGGCAUCCAUUGUCAGCCGUGAGGGGGACAAAGUCACUGCUCAGACUGCCAAAGGGAAGACUGUUACAGUGAAGGAGUGCGAUGUACAUCCUCAAAACCCCCCAAAGUUUGAUAAAAUUGAAGACAUGGCGAUGUUCACCUUCCUCCAUGAGCCAGCUGUGCUGUUUAACCUCAAAGAGCGUUAUGCGGCAUGGAUGAUCUAUACCUACUCUGGGCUGUUCUGUGUUACUGUCAACCCCUACAAGUGGCUGCCAGUCUACAACCAGGAGGUGGUUGUUGCCUACAGAGGAAAGAAGAGGAGUGAAGCUCCUCCUCACAUCUUCUCCAUCUCUGAUAAUGCAUACCAGUACAUGCUGACAGACAGAGAAAAUCAGUCUAUCCUCAUCACUGGAGAAUCCGGUGCUGGAAAAACUGUCAACACCAAAAGAGUAAUUCAAUACUUUGCAAGCAUUGCAGCUGGAGGAGGAAAAAAGGAUGCAGGCACCGAAAAAAAGGGUACCCUGGAAGAUCAAAUUAUCCAGUGCAACCCUGCUUUAGAAGCCUUUGGGAACGCAAAGACCAUCAGAAACGAUAACUCAUCCAGAUUUGGGAAAUUCAUCCGCAUCCACUUUGCUGCCAGUGGAAAGCUGGCGUCAGCAGACAUUGAAACAUAUCUGCUGGAGAAGUCCCGUGUCACCUUUCAACUCAGAGCUGAGAGAGAUUACCACAUCUUUUACCAGAUUUUGUCUCAGAAGAAACCUGAGCUGCUUGAAAUGCUACUCAUCACCAACAACCCCUAUGACUACGCCUUCAUCUCCCAAGGAGAGACAACUGUUGCGUCGAUUAAUGAUGCUGAGGAGCUUUUGGCAACUGAUGAAGCCUUUGAUGUGCUAGGCUUCACCCAAGAUGAGAAAAAUGGUAUCUACAAGCUGAUCGGUGCUAUUAUGCAUUUUGGUAACAUGAAGUUCAAGAACAAGCAGCGAGAAGAGCAAGCAGAGGCAGAUGGCACUGAAGAUGCUGAUAAAGUAGCUUAUUUGAUGGGCUUGAACUCUGCUGACCUGAUCAAAGGUCUCUGUCACCCAAGGGUCAAAGUAGGAAAUGAGUGGGUCACCAAAGGACAAAAUGUUCAGCAGGUGUACUAUGCUGUUGGGGCACUGUCCAAGUCAGUGUACGAGAAGAUGUUCCUGUGGAUGGUGGUGAGGAUUAACCACUCACUGGACACCAAGCAGCCACGACAGUACUUCAUUGGAGUGCUGGACAUUGCUGGAUUUGAGAUUUUUGAUUUCAACACCUUUGAGCAGCUGUGCAUCAACUUCACCAAUGAAAAACUGCAACAGUUUUUCAACCAUCACAUGUUUGUGCUGGAGCAAGAAGAGUACAAGAAAGAAGGAAUUGAAUGGACCUUCAUUGAUUUUGGUAUGGAUCUCCAGGCCUGUAUAGACCUGAUUGAAAAGCCCAUGGGUAUCAUGUCCAUCCUUGAAGAGGAGUGCAUGUUCCCGAAAGCCAGUGAUGCCACCUUUAAAGCUAAGCUUUAUGACAACCACUUAGGGAAAUCCAGCAACUUUCAAAAGCCUAGAAAUGUCAAAGGAAAACCAGAGGCCCACUUUGCCCUGGUUCAUUAUGCAGGAACUGUUGAUUAUAACAUCAACAACUGGCUGGUGAAGAACAAGGAUCCUCUGAAUGAGACUGUGGUUGGACUUUUCCAGAAGUCAACCUUAAAGCUUUUGGCCAAUCUCUUUGCCAAUUAUGCUGGAGUGGACUCAGCUGAAACUGGAAAAAGUGGCAAGGGAGGAGGAAGCAAGAAGAAGGGCUCAUCUUUUCAAACUGUUUCAGCAUUGCAUAGAGAGAACUUGAACAAGCUGAUGACCAACCUGCGGUCCACCCACCCUCACUUUGUGCGCUGCAUCAUCCCCAAUGAGACCAAGACUCCUGGGGCCAUGGAGAACCCUCUGGUGAUGCACCAGCUGCGCUGUAACGGCGUGCUGGAAGGCAUCAGGAUCUGCAGAAAGGGCUUCCCAAACAGGAUCCUCUAUGGGGAUUUCAAGCAGAGAUAUCGCAUCCUGAAUCCAGCUGCCAUCCCUGAGGGUCAGUUCAUUGACAGCAGGAAGGGAGCAGAGAAACUUCUUGGGUCUCUAGAAAUUGAUCACAACCAGUACAAGUUUGGCCACACCAAGGUGUUCUUUAAGGCUGGUCUUCUUGGACAAUUGGAGGAGAUGAGAGAUGAUCGCCUGUCUCUCAUCAUCACAGGAAUACAGGCUAGAUCAAGAGGGCUGCUGGCAAGAGUAGAAUUCCAGAAGAUUGUAGAAAGAAGGGAUGCUCUACUUGUGAUCCAGUGGAACAUUCGUGCCUUCAUGGGGGUCAAGAAUUGGCCUUGGAUGAAGCUGUACUUUAAGAUCAAACCUCUACUGAGAUCUGCAGAGGCAGAGAAAGAGAUGGCCAAUAUGAAGGAAGAAUUCCUGAAGCUCAAAGAGGCUUAUGCAAAAUCUGAAGCUCGUAGAAAGGAACUAGAGGAAAAAAUGGUCUCCCUUCUUCAAGAGAAGAACGACCUGCAGCUCCAAGUACAUGCUGAGCAAGAUAAUCUUGCUGAUGCAGAGGAGCGUUGUGAAGGGCUGAUCAAACACAAAAUUCAGGCGGAAGCAAAGGUCAAGGAGCUAACUGAGAGACUGGAAGACGAAGAGGAGAUAAAUGCUGAAUUGACAGCUAAGAAGAGAAAGCUGGAAGAUGAGUGCUCCGAGUUAAAGAAGGACAUUGAUGAUCUGGAGCUAACUCUGGCUAAAGUGGAGAAGGAAAAGCACGCCACUGAGAACAAGGUGAAGAACUUAGUUGAGGAGAUGGCUGCUUUGGAUGAAAUCAUAGCCAAGCUUACCAAGGAGAAGAAAGCUUUACAAGAAGCUCAUCAGCAAACGCUGGAUGACCUGCAGAGUGAAGAAGACAAAGUCAACACUCUGACCAAGGCCAAAGCUAAGCUGGAGCAACAAGUGGACGAUCUUGAAGGUUCUCUAGAACAAGAGAAGAAAGUUAGAAUGGAUCUUGAGAGAGCAAAGAGGAAACUGGAGGGUGACUUGAAACUAACUUUGGAAAGUUUAAUGGACCUGGAAAAUGACAAACAACAACUAGAGGAGCAUCUAAAAAAAAAGGACUUUGAACUCAGUCAGCUCAACAAUAAGAUAGAAGACGAGCAGGCCAUUUCCAUUCAGCUUCAGAAGAAACUGAAGGAGCUUCAGGCUCGCAUUGAAGAACUUGAGGAAGAACUGGAGGCAGAGCGAGCUGCUCGAGCCAAAGUGGAGAAGCAAAGAGCAGACUUGGCUCGGGAGCUGGAGGAGAUCAGUGAGAGGCUGGAGGAGGCUGGAGGAGCCACAACUACCCAGAUCGAGAUGAACAAGAAGAGGGAGGCCGAGUUCCAGAAACUCCGCAGAGACCUCGAAGAGGCCACUCUGCACCAUGAAUCCACAACUGCAAGCCUCAGAAAGAAACAAGCAGACAGUGUGGCUGACCUGGGAGAGCAGAUUGACAACCUGCAGAGAGUCAAGCAGAAACUGGAGAAGGAGAAGAGUGAACUCAAACUGGAGCUGGAUGAUGUGGUUUCCAACAUGGAACAUGUUGUAAAGACAAAGACUAAUUUAGAGAAAACAUGCAGAACUUUGGAAGAUCAAAUGAACGAAUACAAGAAUAAGUUUGAGGAAGCUCAACGCUGCAUCAAUGACUUCAACAUGCAAAAAGCAAAACUUCAGACAGAAAAUGGUGAGCUCUCUAGGCAGCUGGAGGACAAAGAUUCCAAGGUAUCCCAACUGACAAGAGGAAAAAUGUCAUAUACUCAACAAAUUGAAGACCUGAAGAGGCAGCUAGAAGAGGAGAGCAAGGCCAAGAACGCCUUAGCCCAUGCUGUGCAGUCAGCUCGUCAUGACUGUGACCUCCUCAGGGAGCAGUAUGAGGAGGAGCAGGAGGCCAAGGCUGAGCUGCAGCGCAGCAUGUCCAAAGCCAACUCCGAGGUGGCUCAGUGGAGAACCAAGUACGAAACUGACGCCAUCCAGAGGACUGAGGAACUGGAAGAAGCCAAGAAGAAGCUGGCUCAGCGUCUGCAGGAGGCUGAGGAAGCUGUUGAAGCAGUGAAUGCUAAAUGUUCCUCCUUGGAGAAGACCAAACACAGACUGCAGAAUGAGAUUGAAGAUCUCAUGGUGGAUGUGGAGAGGUCAAAUGCUGCUGCUGCUGCUCUGGACAAGAAGCAGAGGAACUUUGACAAGGUCUUGUCAGAGUGGAAGCAGAAGUAUGAAGAGUCUCAAUGUGAGCUGGAGAGCUCUCAGAAGGACGGCAGGGCCUUAAGUACUGAGCUUUUCAAACUUAAAAACUCCUACGAAGAAUCUCUGGACCAUCUGGAAACCAUGAGGAGAGAGAACAAGAACCUUCAAGAGGAAGUUUCUGACCUCACUGAGCAACUUGGUGAGAGUUCAAAGAACAUCCAUGAACUGGAGAAGCUGCGAAAGCAAUUGGAACAAGAGAAGAGCGAGAUCCAGUCUGCUCUCGAGGAAGCUGAGGCUUCUCUUGAACACGAGGAAGGCAAGAUUUUAAGGACCCAGCUGGAAUUCAAUCAAAUAAAAGCAGAAAUUGAAAGGAAACUAGCUGAGAAAGAUGAAGAGAUGGAGCAGAGCAAGAGGAACAUGCAGAGGACCAUUGACACCCUGCAGAGUUCUCUGGAGGCAGAGUGCCGCAGCAGGAAUGAAGCUCUUCGUAUUAAAAAGAAGAUGGAGGGAGACCUCAACGAGAUGGAGAUCCAGCUCAGCCAAGCCAACAGGCAGGCAGCUGAAGCCCAGAAACAGCUGAAGGCUGUCCAUGCUCAUCUGAAGGAUUGUCAGAUUCAGCUGGACGAGUCAGUGAGAGCCAAUGAUGACCUGAAAGAGAACCUAGCCAUCAUUGAAAGACGCAACAACCUGCUUCAGGCUGAACUGGAGGAGCUGAGAGCUGCUCUGGAGCAAACUGAAAGGAGCCGCAAACUGGCCGAGCAAGACCUGCUGGAUGUCAGUGAGAGGGUGCAGCUGCUGCACUCACAGAACACAGGGCUGAUAAACCAGAAGAAGAAGCUGGAGUCUGAUACAGUGCAGCUUCAAACAGAGGUUGAAGAUGCAGUGCAGGAGUGCAGAAAUGCUGAAGAGAAGGCCAAAAAGGCCAUCACUGAUGCCGCCAUGAUGGCAGAGGAACUGAAAAAAGAGCAGGACACCAGCGCUCACCUGGAGCGCAUGAAGAAGAACAUGGAACAAACCAUCAAAGACCUGCAGCACCGUCUGGAUGAAGCUGAGCAGAUCGCCAUGAAGGGAGGAAAGAAGCAGGUGCAGAAGCUUGAGGCCAGGGUUAGGGACCUUGAGAAUGAAGUGGAGUUGGAGCAGAAGAAGAGCAGUGAUGCCGUCAAGGGAAUCCGUAAAUAUGAGAGACGCAUCAAGGAGCUCACAUAUCAGACUGAGGAGGACCGUAAGAACACUGCCCGCCUGCAGGAUCUGGUUGACAAACUGCAGCUGAAGGUUAAGGCUUAUAAGAGAGCAGCUGAGGAAGCUGAGGAGCAAGCCAACACUCACCUGACUAAGUUCCGUAAGCUGCAGCAUGAGCUGGACGAGGCUGAAGAAAGAGCCGACAUCGCCGAGUCUCAGGUCAACAAGAUACGCGCCAAAACCCGCGAUGUGGGGUCAAAGAAAGGGCUAGAUGAGGAGUGAAACUCACUGACGGCCACCUAAGACCCGUGGGUUCUUCUGUGCUGUGGUCACCUUUGUUUGCAAAGUAACUGUAGAAUAAAGCAAAAUGCAUGUAAAUCAA
This is a messenger RNA of Oryzias latipes (Japanese medaka), 5932 nucleotides long. RefSeq names its product myosin-7. Gene Ontology annotation, cellular component: cytoplasm; myosin II complex; myosin filament. Gene Ontology annotation, molecular function: actin filament binding; ATP binding; microfilament motor activity. Lineage: Eukaryota; Metazoa; Chordata; Actinopteri; Beloniformes; Adrianichthyidae. The record is from RefSeq and is a predicted model, not a curated record. Gene Ontology annotation, biological process: sarcomere organization; muscle filament sliding; cardiac muscle contraction.